Molecule: messenger RNA, 1507 nt
Organism: Plectropomus leopardus (leopard coralgrouper)
Lineage: Eukaryota; Metazoa; Chordata; Actinopteri; Perciformes; Serranidae
Cellular component (GO): plasma membrane
Molecular function (GO): protein binding
Source: RefSeq, a predicted model, not a curated record
GUUUUUCACUCGGUCACAAACCGUCACAAUGGUAAACUGUAUAUGUUUACAUUAAAACAUAAACUUCAACAUCAUAUUUCAGAAUCUAAAGUUUUGAAGGACAAUUGUAAUAUAUCCAAUAAAACAACAUAAACUAAGUUUCCAGGUUUUGUACUUUCCCUGCAGGUUAGAGUCACACAGUCUGUCGCAACUGCCUGUCCUUGACGAAUGACUGUGUAAUGAGUGGGUUCUUGUUUACUCAAUAAGUAAUGAUUAGAUUGGGGGGAUAGUGCUCCCCAAAUGACUCAGUAAUUUGCAAGUGACCACUGCUGAAUCUGAUAUAAGGAGCGCUUUGGCUGCUACACAUCCAACUGGAAAAGAACAUAAUGAAGUCCUGGUGCGCCCUUGCGUUUCUCUGCUUGGCAUAUUUCUGCCAUGGCGCUCUGUCUUGCCCGCCACUUUGCCAGUGCUACCAAAGAAGAGCUGAGGUGGUCUGCAAUGAGGUUCCCCUGACAGAGUACCCCUCGAAGAGUCUCCCGAGGAACACCACCCUGCUAACCAUCCAGUUUACGAACAUCACCACGAUAUCUGAGCUGCAGCUGAAUGCCACACCCCUUCUGAAAGGGCUCCACCUGUACAGCAACCACCUGCAGACCCUUUCCUCGCAUCUUUUCAGAGGUGUUCCUCACCUUGAAACUGUGGAUCUCACAGGAAACAAGCUGUCCGACCUGCCUGCGGACGUCUUCAGCCACGCUCAGCUUCACAACUUGGUGCUGAAGAAUAAUCUUAUUGAGAAAGCCGAUGCAAAUUGGCUCUCUGAUAACAGCAGCAUCACCUGGUUGGAUUUAUCAGGGAACAGUUUAACAAAGAUCCCAGCCGCUCUGCUUCAAAAGCUGCCUCACCUGGACAAUCUGGACUUUGCCAACAACCGUCUGGAGAAGAUUUCAGCAAAUUCACUGGACACGCUGACCAAACUUGAGAGGCUAAACCUGAAAAACAACAAGCUCAGCACACUGGAUGCAUCUAUAUUUCAAAACACCCAAAACCUCGGUUAUCUGUUCCUGGCUCAGAAUAAACUCAGCAAGCUCCCUCAAGACCUUUUUCAGGGGCUCAGUCAGCUCAAAGUCCUGAGUCUGGAAGACAAUCAGCUAAGCAACAUCCCCGCAGGUCUGCUGGACCCUCUGAGUUCCCUGGACGAGGAGGGGCUGGACUUGUCCGGCAACCCGUGGCUGUGUGAUGGGAAGCUGGAGUACCUCUGGAAAUGGCUUCAGAAAAACAAGAAGAAGGCCUUCCUGCCAGAGACCUUCAUAUGUGCUGGACCGCAAUCUCUGGCAGGGCGGUCAGUGAUUUCACUGACAGAAAGUGAACUAAACCUUCAGUCUUAACUUUUUCUGUCCUUAUACUGGUUAUCUGAUAUUGUGAUGUAUCCAGUUCAGCCUGUUAUAGCUGCCUUAGUUUACAAUCACAAAAACAUUCUCUUGUUGAAUGUAAAAUUAAAUAUGAUACGAAUAAAAAGAGCUUUUAAGAA